This is a messenger RNA of Corythoichthys intestinalis (scribbled pipefish), 2205 nucleotides long. It is a transcript of the gene letmd1, whose product is annotated as LETM1 domain containing 1. Lineage: Eukaryota; Metazoa; Chordata; Actinopteri; Syngnathiformes; Syngnathidae. Gene Ontology annotation, molecular function: ribosome binding. The transcript has 9 exons. Gene Ontology annotation, cellular component: mitochondrial inner membrane. The record is from RefSeq and is a predicted model, not a curated record. Bases 466 to 1536 code for a protein of 356 amino acids.
UUGUUUCUAGUGCGCACCACUUACAGUACUAUCAGGUGGGCACCAGAUUGUUUCUCGUGCACAUUACAUACUAUCUGGUGUGCACCGGAUUGUUUCUCGUGUGCACAAGAUAGUUUAUAGUGUGCAUCACAUACGUUCUGUAGCAUACCAGAUUGUUUCUAGUGCGCACCACAUACUAUGCUUUACUGAAAUGAAAGUAACACAAUAGUUUUAACCUUUUCCAUGUAGAACUACAUCUCCCACGAUGCUUUUUGGCAUAAAACAGCAGUGACUCCACUACAAUGUGCCUUCUUUUGAUUUUUUUUUUCUGGUAAUAAUAUCAAAGAAUAGACUGAGUUGUAUAGGAGAAAAACAUAUUAUCUUGAACGUUUAGGCUGUUUUUAUUAUUGAUAAUAAACUGGGCGGAUUUUACAGUGUGAUUAGGCUGGCUUUCCAAUCUGGCAACCCUGGUUCUCCAGUUCAGACAUGGCGCUGUCCUGUUCGAGGCUCUCCAACAAUUUGUCUUUGAUGCGACUGUUGUGGCUCCGAAGCCACCGAAUAGCGAAUGGGCUUUACACCCCGUGCGUUUGUCAACAAUCCAGAUAUUACUCGUCGUCCCAAGUCCGACGAGGGAUUGGACGCUAUGUGACGUCCAGUCUGCGGUGGGUCAACAGCAAAUAUGAAGGCUUCCUCAAAAGGCGAUUUCCACGCUUUUAUCUGCUCUACCAUACUUUUGUUGAGGGAUUUAAGCUUCUUUUUCGAGAUGCCAAAGACGUGAGCAGGAUCAAAACAAAGAUGGCGAGCGGCGGGAUCGCAUACCAAGAUUUGUCGUACAGAGAAAUGGAGAAACUCCGUCAGUUUCGACGAGACAUGCUGAAAGGCGUCCCGCUGGUGUUACUGUCCAUUCCUCCCUUUGCCAACUACCUGGUUUUCUUUUUGAUGUACUUUUUCCCCCGUCAGGUGCUGAUACCUCAUUUCUGGACGCCGAGGCAGCAGGUGGAGUUUCGCCAGCUGUACCAUUCUCUAAGGGCCCGACACCACUUGCCCGUCCUGCGAGAGCUGCGGCAGGCUAGCGGCAGCAUACCUGAUACGCACCUCCGCACCUGCCUCGACAACCUGUGCACUCAGGUGCAAAAAGGAACCAACCCCAAAGUGUCGCAAAUCCUUGCAGUGCGCAGUUUGUUUUCUGGCGUACCUCUGGGCAUCGGCAAACUAAGCGUGCAACAAAUGAGAAACCUAAGCCCCCUGCUCUUCUUGACGCCUCGCCUCCCCGGCUUUCUGAUUGGCCGACGCCUGACCAAUCACGCCUUGGAACUCUUACAGAUGGACCGAGCCCUCAGCAAGCUGGGCCCGCAGCAGCUUAGCGACUCGGAAUUGAGACAGGCUUGCUACAUGAGGGGAGUCAACUCGGACCGACUCGCCGUCAACCAGUGCCGAGAGUGGUUGGACCAGUGGCUGCGGGUGUCGUGCACACUCAAAGACUCGGACGUGUCGCUCCUUUUGCACUGCCUCGUCUUCCUCUCUGCCGACUCCCCGAACAACACAAGCCCCCCAUGAAAGGAAGCCCGUUGCGCCUUCAGAAGAUUCCUCUCCGCGUCUUUGUUCGAUGGGAAAACUGCUUCAAAGUUACAUUUUAUCUCAAAGAAUUUCAGAUCUCGAUAAUGUAAAAAAAAAAAAAAAAAAAAAUCCAGUUUAACAAUGCUGAGUUGAAUUAUGUGUGGCAUGCUUUAGGGAGUGUUUCAGAGGUGUUUACUGACUGACUGCGGUUUACAUAUUUCACACACUGAAAAUGAGAUUUGUUCCUUUUUAGACAUGGAAAUGUUUGUUCAGAUACAUUCCGUUUGCGUUUAUCAGCAUGUCAUCAAUCUGCUGUACUUUCUUCCUAUAUGUUGACCUCAAUGUCUGCACUCCUGUUAUUUAUUUUCCGGCAUUUUUACUUCCAUGUUAAGGACACCAUGGCAAAACAAUGUUAUAAAUCCAAAGCGAACUGUGGUGAUGUGCAUGGUUGUGGUAAAAAAGUAACCAUUGUGUUAACAAAUUAUUGAUUGCAGUUUACAAAAGUUUACCUGUAAAUGUUAAAUAUAUAUCUUGAAACUCUUUGUGCCUUUUGCAAAGACUGAUGAAUUCAUUACAGAUGCUUAUUUUUGUUGUGUCCCUGAAAAACAAACCAUUUUGGAUGUAAAGGUUCUUUAAUAAAGACAACCUCGAAACCAAUAAGCUGCAAAA